Molecule: messenger RNA, 9563 nt
Organism: Taeniopygia guttata (zebra finch)
Lineage: Eukaryota; Metazoa; Chordata; Aves; Passeriformes; Estrildidae
Gene: TMEM245
Product: transmembrane protein 245
Source: RefSeq, a predicted model, not a curated record
AGGCCCGGGGCCGCGAGGCGGCGGCGGCGGUACUACAGCCCAGGGCCCCUGCGUGCCCUCGGGCACGACCGCCCGGGCAGUCCCGGCCGCGCUCCGCGCCCGCCGGCGGCCGCCGUGCCCGUGCCCGCCAUGGCUGACAGCGCAGAGCCCGCCGCUCCCGCCGCCGGUCCCGCCGCGGCUGCGGCCGCGGGUCCCGCCGCGACCCCUCCGGGCUCGCCGGUGGGGGAGCGACGGGCGGGCGACUCCCCCGGCGCGGGCGCGGCCAUGCCGCGGCUGCCGCUGGGCGGCCAGGGCGGGGCGGCGGGAAUGUCGCUGCCGCGGCUGGAGAAGCCGAUCAAGCAGGCCUUCUACAACACCGGGGCGCUGCUGUUCGCGGGGCUGUGUUGCGGCGCCGCCGUUCUCGUGUACUUCAUCCUGGAGGCGUUCCUGCGGCCGCUGCUCUGGGCCGUGCUCUGCGGAACCUUCCUGCACCCCUUCAAGACCUCGCUGACGGCGCUGGGGCGGCGCUGGCUGGGCCGCCUGCACCGCUCCCGCACCCCGGUGCUGCUGGCCGCCCUCCUCCUGCCCAUCUGCUUCGCCAACUACGGCGUGGAGGCGCUGGGCGAGCAGGUGCUGCGGCGGCGGCGGCUCCUGCUGCUGCUGGGCGCCGGGGGGCCGCUGCUCUACGGGCUCUACUGCCUGGGCAGCUCCCUGGGCGUGCAGGUGCUCCUGGCACAGGCCGCCCGCAUCAUCUGCCAGGGGCUCGACUACUUCAGCAGCCAGUGGAUAUGGACAUUGGUAGUUGGUUACCUGCUGAUGGUUUCAUUCAAGUGGAACAUAAGCACUGAACGUUACUUAAAAGCAAUCUCUGUUCCUGUCUGGAUUAUGCUGCUCUUUCACUUAGCUUCUGUGGCAGGUUCCUGGAGAAUUCCUGUAUUUCUGGUUAUAGUUGUUCUGAUGACAGUAGGCAUGUUGCAUGAACAGCAGAAUGGAAAGGAGUCUUCUGGGGCGGAGCUUCCUGGUCAGGUGAUUUCCAUUGCUGCUUCAACAAUUGCCAUGGCAAUUUCAAUGACAGAAGAUGAGUCCAAUAAUGAACAUUCCUCCCAACCCUCAGGAUCAACAGCAGAAAAUGAUCAGCCUCCACAAGCUUCAUCAUCUUUCAGCACCUCCUCGUCAUCAUCUUCUGGGAACAGACAAAGAACUGAGAUUGGAUCUUUUCUUAGAAAAAAGAAAACUAGUGAUAUUUACUUUGUUACUCUUGUGUGGGCCAUUGUCAUUGUCCAGAUCUGGCUAAAUUUCUGGAUUGUGCAGCUAUUACCAGUGCCAUUUGCAGUUUGGGCACUUAAAAAAUCCGUGGUUCAUUUUGGAGUUCUGAACUUCAUGGGAAACCACUGCAAAAGUUGGUGGCAACUGGUUGAAAAUUUUGUGAAGGAACGUCAGGAAGCUCUUGCUCCACGGCCCAUUAGAGGACUUGGAAGUGUUAUGCUAAAGCUUGACAGUAAGCUGUGGCACUGGCUUAAUAAGAAGAUUAUUGUGUGGUUGGAGAAAAUGCUAGAUAAAAUAAUCAGCAUUUUCAUAAUAUUUUUGCUGGUGAUAGGAACCCUUCUGCUAGCUCUUCUCCUUACUGCAAAGGUACAUCAAGAGAGUGUUCACAUGAUUCAAGUCACAAGCAGCUUGAUCAAUGAGACAGUAGCCAGUCACCCAGAAUGGGCAAACUGGCUCCCAGAAGCCCAGGUCAUUCAGAAGGCACUUAAUUCUGCAGCGAACAAUGUAUACCAGUAUGGCCGAGAAUGGAUCACACACAAGCUCCAUAAGAUUUUAGGAGAAAAAGUAAAUAACACUGCUGUGAUUGAGAAACAAGUGCUGGAGCUCUGGGACAGGCUUUAUCACUCUUGGUUUGUGAAGAAUGUAACACAUUCUGGAAGACACAAAGGACACAAGUGGCACAUAAACCGUCAAAACAGCUGGCUUGGAGAUAUUCUGGACUGGCAAGAUGUUGCAUCGUUUGUUCACGAUAACAUCGAAACAUUUCUCUCGAUCCUGGAGUCUCUGUGGAUAGUGAUGAGUCGCAAUGUGAGCCUCUUGUUUACUACAGUUACAGCAUUAGUGACAAUCCUCUUCCACAGUGGGACAGCUCUUCUCAAUUUUGUGCUUUCAGUGGUGAUUUUUCUGACCACGCUGUUCUACCUGUUAAGCUCCAGUGAUGAGUAUUACAAGCCAGUAAAAUGGGUGAUAAGCCUGACACCUUUGUCUCAGCCAGGUCCCUCCUCAAAUAUAGUUGGCCAAUCUGUGGAGGAAGCAAUAAGAGGUGUGUUUGAUGCUUCCCUCAAAAUGGCUGGGUUCUAUGGACUCUACACUUGGCUGACUCACACUAUAUUUGGGAUUAACAUAGUCUUCAUACCUUCUGCAUUAGCAGCAAUCCUUGGAGCAGUGCCAUUUCUGGGGACAUACUGGGCAGCAGUCCCUGCAGUCCUAGAUUUGUGGCUUGUGCAAGGACAGGGGUGCAAAGCCCUUCUGCUCUUGGUUUUUCACCUCUUGCCAACCUAUUUUGUAGAUACAGCAAUUUAUUCAGAUAUAUCAGGAGGGGGUCACCCUUACCUGACAGGCCUUGCAGUAGCUGGUGGAGCAUAUUACCUGGGACUGGAAGGGGCCAUCAUAGGACCAAUUCUACUUUGUAUACUUGUGGUUGCUUCCAAUAUAUAUAGUGCCAUGUUGGUGAGCCCAACAAAUUCUGUGCCCACUCCAUCACAAGCAGCGUGGCCAUUACAGAUUUACCGGUCACCUAGAGAGAGUCCUGAGGAGAUGAAAACAUCUGCAGAGUGAUGGAGGUGCUGGGCUGCACCUCUAUAGCGUGAGGGAAUCGCUGUCUUCUGUCUUGGGUUCACAACAGCCAUGGCCUUCUGUCCCUUCCCAGCUGUUCCUGGGGGCAGCUCACAGGGAAGCAUAGACUGGGUUUUAGGAGAAAGCACUAGGAACAUCUGCUGGCCUUACAUUAUUGUGCACUUUGCCUCUUUGAGAGAGAAUGUCUACUUCCCAUGGUUUUGCAUACCAACACACAGUCAGCUGCCUUGUUGAAGACUUUGAAGACCUUCUGUCUUAUCAAAAGUAUAGUUAAGAGGACAGGUACAUGCACUGGAGUCAUUAUCUUAUCUGCUGAAAAUUACUAACUUGGCUUUUAUUUACUGGGUUAUUUGUCUUAUUAAACUGUAGUAGCUUUAAAGAAAGCUGUAAUUCCAAAAUAUUUAUUUUUAGGCAAUCUGGUGGCAAAAGAAGGGCAAACCACUCAUUAUGAAAUGAAAGAAAUGAAAGUAUAAUAUAAUAGUUUGCUCCUCCUCAAGGUGUUUCUUUAUAAGCUUCAACCAUCAUCUGUAACUGAUAACACUUAAAUAUAUUCACUGACAUGUGCUGAAAUUUAAUGUUGGAGACUGGUAUUUUUAAUACCUUCCUGAUAUUUAUAGAAAUGCAAACUGUUAUAUGUAGGUUUUCCUCUUACUGACAUAGGAGGACUUGUUUAAUUAGUUUAAGUCUUGCCCCCACUUGCAGCAAAAUCUCAUAAUAUUUUGCUGUAUCCACUCUCCCAGUGGAGUCGUCUUGUCAACUAAAUUUAAUCAAAGGCCUUAAGUGUCUUCAGACAGUAGUAAUGUAGGAUGGUCACAUCUCCUUCCAGUAAAUGGAAGAAGUUUAAUGGGGAUUGUUUACUGUUGGUUUUUAAAUUCUGUGGCUGAGUUCCAUUCACUUUUUAAACAAAUUUUACUACCAAAAAGAAAGGGGAGAGAGCAUGGAUAUCUCUUACUGAGAUACAGGAUAUAUCUUAAUAUAUUAAGGUAUAUCUUAUUAAUAAACAAAGAUCCUGAAUAUGUAAUUUUGCUUAAAAUGCAGCUUUGGUGACAUUUAAGGCCUUUUGUAUUGAUUGUCAAAACAUUUUGACACAGUGGAUCUUUAUAAAUGUAUCCUUUUUAAAUGUGAAGCAGAGUUUUUUGGUAAAUACUUCAUACUUGCACAGCUUUUCCACAAACCCGGUGAGGCUCUAGGUACAAAGUAGCAGAUGCGCUUGCUUAACCAAAGAACCACCAUUCAGUUUCCAGUAACUCGAAUUGAUUUCAGAGUUUGAUUGAUAAUGAGUUGUACAAAAUGUAGGCAUGCCUUGUAUUUAUUGUUGACAGUUAUUCAAUGCUUGAAACAAAGGAAUGUUAUCCAGGGACAAGGAUAUCUAAGAUUUGUGCACAAAAAGCUUGCAGAUGUUUGUUCUACUUGAGUUCCAGGAGUGCUGACAGAUUUGGAAGGUUCUUCCCAUGAUAUUGUCUGUAUUUUUACAUUGUUUUGAAAAAUACAUUGCCGUGGAAAGUGAUUGGAAAGUACUUUGAUACUGAGGAAGGAAGGAAGUCCUGCUGUAUGUUUGCAAUAAACAGGCUGCCUAACAAGACACAAAUACUCUUCUCCUCAGAUUCGCAAAAUAAGCUGCUGAAAUUUUACUGAUAAAAUUGUAUGUUUUAAAUGAGAGGGGUUAAGUAUGCUGUUUGUACACACUUGCAGGUAUGUGCUUGAGGGACAGACUUGGGCUUAAUUUAGUAGGUUGACUCAGGUUUAUCAAAAUACGGAAACAUACCAUUUAAUAUUUUAAAUUCUGAAAGAUCUACACAUCACUAACUGAAUAAGAAGAAUAUGUUGCUUGAAUCAAAUAUCUGUUUCAUGUCCUUGGUUUUGUGACUUACGAAAAAACAAAGUGAAACGCAUUUUUAUAAUUGUUGGUGGCUAAGAUGGAGGAUGUAGGGAAAGCUCAGGCUUUACUAAAAUACUCCUGCAACUUUCUAACCAGCUGGAAUGAAACCACCAUGAUAUUUAGGCAACUUCUUUAUUGUAUUACUUUUUUUAGUUCACAGUUUUGCACUGAAUCGUUGUGUUCUUGUUGUAGCUACUUGUAGACAGGAUUUAAAGCACCUCUUUGCUCACUAGUCAAGACCUAUUUAUUGUCCACAUUUGCUAUCCCAUUUCUUGAGACAAUCUUUCAUACUCCUGUGGUACUCGACUUAGUAAUUUUAAAGAGUCAUUAAAAUGCAUUAUUUUGUUUGGUUUUAAGUUUUCUUCUUCCCCUUCAACCAAUUGCCUUAGAUCAAAGAAGGGUCUCUGCUGUGAAGAUUAAAACCAUGAUUGAGGCACUGUUACCUUCAGUAAUGGAAAUGAGUAGAAUCACCUGAGAAGACAUAUUGCUGUUUUGAAAUGUUCCUUUUCCAUCGUGAAAUCCUUACAUAGAAUUCACAUCUGAUGGAAUGUUGUUUAGUUUGUCCUACUUUGAAAUGGGGCUUCAUUUUGAUGCUGUCUGUUCCAAAUUCAGCUCAGACUUGCCAUGAAGAACCAUCCAUAGCACAACCUUACUCAGUAAGCUUCAGCAGCUCAUGCUGUGUGCUGUACCUGAUUGAAGAACCAACUGUAUGGUUCAAUAAUUGUGCAGUAACAUAGACUGCCAAAAAGAAAAUAAAAAUAAGGAGCAAAACUUCCAAUAACACCUUCUUGGAAUAGGAAAUAUUCACUGAUUUUCACUAUGUUUAGAAAAAACACACAAAAAAACCCAAAACCACAAAAUACCACCUUACAAAAGAGCAUACUUGGAUUAUUUGGGUUUUGUGUUUAGCAAGUGUCUAAUUACCAGCAGAAAUAGAAGACUUUGUCAUUGAGUAUUUAGCAAUCUAUAUUAUUUUCUGAGCAGGCUCAGCCUUUGUAAGAAUGGUUUAGUAUAGAUCAGUCUCACAUUAAUGUGAAAAUAAUCAAACUGGUAAUUUUGACUUCUGGUCUUUGAAAAGUGCCAGUUCAUGGUUAUAUUGCCUCAUCUGCAAAAACAACCAGCAUUUUGGUGGGAUAAGUUUUUAGUACAUGGAUUGUAGCUUUCAAAAAAAAAACAGCUCAACCCACUCCCUGCUCCAAAAUCCCACACCACCACCAAACACCCAACCAAAAAAAAAGCCCCACCGCUGCCUGCAGUGUGGUUUUCUUAGGAGAGGCCAUCUUUUCUAUAAUGCUUCUAGGCAAAAAGUUGAUGGCCUUUAGCUUUACUGUAAAGAGUCAUUCCAGGAGCAGGUACUUCCUAAGUGUAUUUAGUACAUUUAGUGUUCAAUAACUUAGAGUUCAGAAGGGAAUGCUCGUAGUAAUAAAAGACAAUGUGGUUUACGGUAUUGUGAAAUUCAGCUCUGGUGUUUUUGAUCAUUCUCCUUGGGGAAUUGCAAUUAAGUGUAGUGCCCAAAGGGCUGGUGCUAUUUCAGGCACUCGAGUCUGAGUUAGCCUUUCCUUUCUGUACCUUGGCUGAACACUGCUGUAGCAGAGCUGGCAGAGGUGACUGUGCCAGCUCACAGCCCAGCAUGUUAGCUUCAGGUCAGUGUACGUGCUGGCUUAAUUAGAUCCAUCAAGGAACAAACUGCAAUGGGCAAGAACUUGGCAUACAUUCACUCUGCCAGCCUUACUGCAAUAUGGUGGCUUUCAGCACAGGUGCAUCAUGACCAGUUGGGAGCAGAAAUGAUUUAUAUUGAAAGGCUGCUUAAAAAACAGUUUAACAUUAUAAUAAUACAUAUGAUUCACAUUUUUCAGAAGUUAAGUUGAUACCCAUGUGAUCUUUCUAUGCACAGUGAUGUGUGUGUCUGCAGGUACACUUAGGCUUGUCUGAUUUCAAGCUCUAUGGUCCUCUUAAGGACACAGGGAAGGAGGAUAUACUGGGAUGUGUAUUUUGUCAGAGAUUAUUGGAAUAGGAAAUCCAUAAUCUGUUUAAUUAAAAUAAGAAAAAAACAUUGUUCAGGGAAAAUUGGAUGCUGUCUUCAGUAUUAUCCAUUGUUGGUAUAAGCAUAACUUUUGAAAUAGGUGUAUGGCUGCAGUUCAACAUUGUUUUUUAGAAAGGCUGAAACAGGUGAAAUUGUUCUCCAGUAAAAGCAGCAGCUGAAGUGCUAUGCUGCUGAUCCCUAGUACCAGGAAUACUGCAAUGCAGCCUUUCCUAUGGACCUGAUACACUGAGGAUGGAAAAAUACCAUUAUUCUACUGAGAUUCCAUAGCUUUGCAUCGUUGAUAGUGGGUGUUUCCACAGCUGCCUUUAUUCAAACAUUGUCUUUAUAUUGUAUUGACCUUAAUUUGUCACUGUAGGUCCUGCCAUCUUAAUGGAUGCUGCCUCUGGAAACGGCUACGAUUUUCUUUGAAGGUACUGAUGGGUGUUGGGAUUGAAGGUAGCAUUCAUUAGGUUUAAUAGCAGAGGUAGCAUUCUUCUAGAGAUGCAAUUGCUUACCUUGGAGUUUGCAAUUUUACAAGAUAAAAUUGAUUUGUCAGAUAAUCUUUAUUGAGUGCCAGCUGACAUCUCUUUAAAUCCAUGGAUGCAUAAUCUUUAUAAACUUUGUAUUGACUUCUAUUUCAAAGGGUUUCUUCUUAGUUCCUACACUUAUUUCCUACACUUUUUGCUGAAGCCAGCUUUGACAAUUUCCUUAUUAUUCCUAUUUGUACAAAAGUAGAAUCUCUUAAAACUCUUAACAAACAUUAGGGAGACUUGAUCUUUGACCUGGUACUGUCUAUUUGUCAGUUUUACUAAGGUACCUUAAUGCUUUAUAGUAAAAUUUUCCAAAAUUGCUUUUAAGUGAUAAAAUUGGAAAUAGGAAAAAAAAAACCACUGUGGAAAAUUAUUUUGGUGUUUUGAAGCAAGAAACAAUUCCAAAAGUCAUAAAUAUAUUCAGGGAUUCUACACUGGGCUUGCAAAUGUAUAUAGUGAUACACAGUGUUAUAUAAAUAUUGGGAGUCUCUGUCCUAUUUAGACAUUAACUGAAAUUUUGGCCUAUUUUUUUAAGUUACCUGAGAACAAAAUAGUGCCUGUAUAUAAUGAAAACAAGCAACAUCUUCUACAAUCCAUGUUUAAUUGAAACAGACUGAGGAAGAGCCAAGCAAAUCCUGGUAGUGUGACUAGUGCUGUUUUAUUGUAGUUCAUACAAAGUAGGGAAAAGCUGCUAGUAAUGCAUUGCUGAGAGGUUGCUGUUCCUGGAAGUAUUUGCACAAAUUCUCUAAAAAGCUGCCAAAAUUAAUAGGUCAUGAAAUGCAUCUUCAGUUCCCCAGACUCUUAAACUCGUCCACACCUCCUCUGGUAAUUUGUUUGGAAUAUGGUUUAGUACAUGAGAGUAUUGCUUCCAUCCCCUUUUGGGAAUUGAUUACAGGACCUGAAGGCAUGCCUUCAGUGUCCAUACUGAAAUAGUAUGUCCAAUUCAGGAAGGAAGUCCUAAUUGUAAAUAAAUGCAUCCUUGAUCUGUUCUGCAUAGGGAUGGACUUGAAUGAAUAUAAUUCAUGUUGCAUUAAAUAAAGGUUAAUUUUUUAAUAUAAAUACUAUAUGGUGACACUAAAGCCAAGUUUGAGUGAGAUGAAGGGCAGAGUUGCUUGCAGCAGGGUAAAUCUGCAAGCUAAUAAAGCCAUGAAAAGAAUGAAUGCUCUAGCAUCUAUAUAUAUAUGUAUAUAUAUAUAUAUAUAUAAAUAUAUGUAUGAAGAAUUUUUAGAGUGAUGUUUUUAAGGCAAAAAGUUGAUUUCUCCUCGCCUCACUUUUUUACCCACUACAGUGUCAUAUACAGUCAUCCUAUGAGGACCUGAAGUCAAAGAAAUGUUUCAUGGUAUUUGUGUAGAUUAAACAUAAGAAACAUCACAAAGCCAAAAGCAGCCAUGCUACAAAAGUUCAUUAGGCUUAAGAACUGGCAUCUAGGCUAUAAGGUUGGAAAAACAAAAUCCCAGUAUUUACUACUCUUCUUGCCAGUCUCAGCUUAAACCUGAGUCUUUCUCAAGUAUCAUAAAAACUACUUUUGUGUUGUUCAUAACCUACUGUCUGUGUAGAUCAGUGUUUUCAGCUUGUCAUCUGUCAGCAGGAGUAUAUUUGGCAAAGCAUUCAAUUUGUUCAGAUUGUUUCCUUUAAAAACAGAUUUUCUGUGCUUUAGGGAUGGUUGGAUACCAACUUCUUAUACUUACAUAUAUAUAUAUGUCUGUGUGUGUAUAUGCUAGCUAGCAUUUGAUGUUUUGGUCAAAAGAUGUGAGAGGGUUGGAUUUUUUUUCACCUUGGGAAAUGUCACCAAACCAAAUCCAAAGAAACUUCAAUGUCCUAUCCUAAGACUGGCUACACUCUACUCAAACCUAACAGCAGAUGUUUUGCAUUACAGAGCACAGGUUGUUCCAAAGUGUGUGUUCCUACCAGGCCCCGUGGGGAUUUGGAGCAAUAACUUCUAUUGUCUGUUGACACAAAUUUUGUUUGUAUGUGUGAUACAUCUUCAGAAUGGAACUGUGUUCAAAACUGAUGUUAACAGUAAUUGGGUUUGAUACAGUACCUGGUUUUGCAUGUAUAGUAUUGACAAUAUAACCCCUAUGUCCAUCUGUGGCCCAAUAAAAUGUGUAAGUUAAGGUUGAGAACUACUUGUGUAGACUGCAGAGAUAUUUAUACUAAAUAAUUUUGAUUGUAUGCACCAGUCCUCAUCCUAAUAAAAAUGGGUUUUGUAGCAGGUUUAAGAAGCUUUUAACUUGAUAUUGUAUUCACACUGCAGUCCUUUGUAAACACAGAAUGGUUGAUAUAUUUUGAAAUAAAAUGCCAUUAACAUAAA